GGCGCGAUGCCUGCUCUGAGACAUGGCCAGAAGGGACGGCUUUGCGGCGGGAGGAAGAGCAGUGUGGAGCGACGUCUUCGCUCCGCGGGUCGUCGGUCCCCGAGAGAAGCGAUCUAGAGCCGACGCCGCCACCUCCUCCCCUCCUCCGACUCCCCCUCUCCUGCCCGCUUGCGUCCCUCCAGGGGAUGGGCGGGGGGCGGAGGCGGAGCCUCUGUGCGAUAGCGCCGGUCCCGGCUCCAGGUGUUUCAUCUUAUCAGUUACUGAAUUAUGAAGAUGAAUCAGACGUUUCACUGUAUGGAAGGCGAGGCAACCAUAUUGUGAACGACGUUGGGAUUAAUGUUACUGGAUCAGAUUCAGUUGCAGUAAAAGCUUCAUUUGGUGUAGUAACCAAACAUGAAGUGGAAGUAUCAACAUUACUCAAGGAAAUUACUACGCGAAAAAUUAAUUUUGACCACAGUUUGAUACGUCAGUCAAGGAGCAGCAGAAAGGCAGUAUUGUGUGUGGUCAUGGAAAGCAUCCGAACCACACGACAGUGCUCACUGUCUGUGCACGCUGGAAUUCGUGGGGAAGCCAUGAGGUUUCAUUUUAUGGAUGAACAGAACCCCAAGGGAAGGGACAAAGCUAUUGUUUUUCCAGCACACACAACCAUAGCUUUCAGUGUUUUCGAACUCUUCAUUUACUUGGAUGGUGCCUUUGACCUUUGUGUCACUUCAGUGUCAAAAGGAGGAUUUGAAAUGGAAGAAACGGCAACAUUUGCACUGCUCUACAGAUUGAGAAAUAUACUAUUUGAAAGAAAUAGAAGAGUGAUGGAUGCCAUUUCUCGUUCACAGCUUUACUUAGAUGAUCUUUUUUCUGACUAUUAUGACAAAUCUCUCAGCAUGAGUGAUAUUUCACUCAAAGAAGGGACUCAUAUCCGAGUUAAUUUACUUAAUCACAGUAUUCCAAAAGGACCUUGCAUACUCUGUGGCAUGGGGAACUUUAAAAGGGAGACGGUUUAUGGGUGCUUUCAGUGCUCUGUCGAUGGGCAGAAGUAUGUGAGACUUCAUGCAGUUCCUUGUUUUGAUAUUUGGCACAAGAGAAUGAAAUAA
Molecule: messenger RNA, 1088 nt
Organism: Mesoplodon densirostris (Blainville's beaked whale)
Lineage: Eukaryota; Metazoa; Chordata; Mammalia; Artiodactyla; Ziphiidae
Gene: PJVK
Product: pejvakin
Exons: 6
Coding region: 186-1088 (300 amino acids)
Biological process (GO): programmed cell death
Cellular component (GO): cytoplasm
Source: RefSeq, a predicted model, not a curated record